This is a messenger RNA of Mytilinidion resinicola, 1161 nucleotides long. RefSeq lists its product as uncharacterized. The coding region runs from base 102 to 770 and encodes 222 amino acids. Gene Ontology annotation, molecular function: guanyl-nucleotide exchange factor activity. Gene Ontology annotation, cellular component: Golgi to plasma membrane transport vesicle; cell tip. Lineage: Eukaryota; Fungi; Ascomycota; Dothideomycetes; Mytilinidiales; Mytilinidiaceae. Gene Ontology annotation, biological process: exocytosis. The record is from RefSeq and is a predicted model, not a curated record. The transcript has 2 exons.
CUUCAACACCACGCUUGCUACUGAAACGCCCAGGCCCACGUCUCAUAUUUCACCCUUUACAUUACUGUCGCUAUUGACUUUCGCUGCACACUGCACUAAGCAUGUCCACCGCCGUGCUUACACCGACCCCAUCAGACGACCCAUUCCUGCGCGUGCAAGCGCACACCUGUCCACAGUGCGGCGCCGAAUAUGCACACACACUAGACGAGCACCACGACGCCGACAAGCGGCGGAUAGCAGAGCUAGAAUCACAGAUCAGGCUCCUGACCGAGAAGGCCACCUCAGCCGUCGACAAACUCGCCGACUACGAAAACGAGCUCCGCCGCCUCAAAUCCCCCCCCCAACCACCCCCCGAGCCCCCCCGCUCCUCCACCGACACCGACCCCGCCCGCCCAACCACCUCCUCCAGCAAUAAGACCUCCCGCUUCUCCUCCCUCCUCGGCACCCGUCGAGCCUCCCCCACCGAACCACCACCUCUCCCGCCCGUCCCAUCCCCCGACCUCCGCGCGGCGCUCGAGCGCGAGCAAACCCUGCGCGCGGCCGCCGAGGGCCAGCUGCACGCGAUGAGCGGCGAGAUCGAGGACCUGAGCGUGCAGCUGUUCCAGCAGGCGAACGAGAUGGUGGCGACGGAGCGGAAAGCGCGGGCGAAGCUGGAGGCGCGGGUGGCGGUGCUGGAGGAGCGGGAUGGGGAGAAGCGGGCGCGGUUGGAGCGGCUGGAGGGUGCGAUGAAGAGGAUUGAGCGCGUGAGGGGGUUGUUGGUGGGUGGGUGAUGUUGCGGCAUAAGACGAAUUGAAUACCCGGAGAGGGAGUCACUUCGAGGGCCUGAUGAGAGGACAUGCCGUGAAGUGAAGAGGUUUGUGCUUGAGCAGGUGCUGCGAGCGAGCGGAAGAGUUCCAGCGCCGCGGUUUGAUGAUGCUGCGGAGCUUCAAGAGCCCAUGAGGCUAAAACUCUUGUAAUCAUCCCGAGCUACCUCCGCGUCUGCAUACGAGGAGAGGGCUUGGCAUGGUUCUUUAGCCCUCGAUGCCCUCGCAGACACGCUACCCGCUUUAUGAGGAGUAAAUCGAAGAGAACUGGCAUGAAGAGUUGCAUCAUGUUAUCGAUGUCACAUUUAGCGCUCAUAGCAUAUGCUUGUAUUUGUAUUCAUAUAUCAUUAUACCAAUC